Molecule: messenger RNA, 420 nt
Organism: Batrachochytrium dendrobatidis JAM81
Lineage: Eukaryota; Fungi; Chytridiomycota; Chytridiomycetes; Rhizophydiales
Exons: 2
Coding region: 1-420 (139 amino acids)
Source: RefSeq, a predicted model, not a curated record
AUGGCAGUAGUCCCACCUAGUGAAAAUGUUCAAACCCCUCAAUCAAGCCAGAGUCCUGCAUGCCGACCAGGACCAUCAAAUGGAUGCCAGCCGACAGCAAGUAACUCGGAUGAUGAACACAUGUCAGCUAGUCAAGUUCAAAAGAAAUAUGAAGGUCUACAAAAUCGAUUGGAAAAUGCCAAGAAGAUCGUGAAACAAAAGUGUGAUGAGUAUCAUAAACUCAAAAAUGAACUCAAGUCGCAACAAGCCAUUGGAAGAUCAGGUUUAACUUCGGGAUUGGCCAAACUUGUACCAAAUCCCAUCAAAAACAAGUUUGGUAUGUGCGAACUAAUUGAAGAAAGAAUUAGGGAGCUUAAGCAAGCUUAUGGCAUUGGACUCGUGGGAAAGCUGUACAAGUUCAAAAAGCAAUUCAAAAACUAG